AUGAAGUGUGAGAGGAGGAUUUGGGGUCUGCUGGGUCCCCUUGGCCCUGAGCUGCUCCUGAUGAAGUCACAGCCUUUCGAAGCUGGGGGCAAAGAGAAGCAGCUCGGCUGGACAUGGAAAAAUCGCCACAAGCUCUUUCUGCUCUUCCUUGUCUCCUGCCUGUUUGUCCUUACACAGCUGCUUAGCUGGGUGACCACAAAGGAGUUCCUGGUCUUUAGUCCCUCAGACCCCAUUGUGGCUGUACCAGGUGGGGAAGCCAUCCUUCCCUGCUCCGUGUUUCCAGCCAUGAAUGUGGAGAACAUGGAGGAGUUGAGGUGGUUCCGCAGCAGAUUCUCAGCAGCAGUGCUUGUCUAUCGGGACCAAGAGGAGCAGAAAAGAGAGCAGAUGCCUGGGUAUUCACGGCGCACCUCUCUGGUGAAGGACAAGUUCCAUCAAGGCAAGGCUGCUGUGAGGAUCCAAAAUGUCCAGGCAUCAGAUAGUGGGAUAUACAUCUGCCACUUCAAACAGGGAGUGUUCUAUGAAGAGGCCAUCUUGGAACUGAAGGUGGCAGCAAUGGGCUCUGUCCCUGAAGUACGCAUCAAAGGUCCAGAAGAUGGUGGAGUGAGUGUUGUGUGCAUGACCUCAGGGUGGUACCCGAAGCCUCAGGUGCAUUGGAGAGACUUCAGAGGAGAGAAUCUCACAGCAUCCUCAGAGAUCCAUCGUGAAGAUGCUCAAGGACUGUUCAGGACAGAGACCUCGCUGGUGGUGAGAGACAGCUCUGUCAGGAGUGUGACCUGCUCUAUCUUCAAUCCUAUCUUGGGUCAGGAGAAAGCCAUGACCAUAUUCAUCCCAGGCGCACUCAUGGUGGAGCAUGCUCGAAGUAGAGCAGCUUACAGGGCAGCCUGGAGGAAGGCCCAGCUGUAUGCGGAUUGGCGCAAGGAACACUUCCAGGCAUGGACUUUCACUCUGGAUCCAGCCUCUGCCCAUGCCAACCUUGCCAUCUCCCAGGAUAGGCUGAGUGUGACGCGGAAGGAUUCCACUCUGUGCUUGGAGGAUCUCUCCAGUAGAGUUAGGCAUCGGAGGCAUGUCUUCUGA
This is a messenger RNA of Mus caroli (Ryukyu mouse), 1074 nucleotides long. Lineage: Eukaryota; Metazoa; Chordata; Mammalia; Rodentia; Muridae. The record is from RefSeq and is a predicted model, not a curated record.